UUUGGGAAUAAGAUGAGAUUAGAGAAGUGCUGGUUUUGUUCCUCCACCAUUUAUCCGGGCCAUGGUAUUCAAUUUGUUCGCAAUGAUGCCAAGUUUUGAUAUGCUACUAUAUAUGUGUAUGCUUGGUACUAUCAAGAUAUAUGCAGUUUUCAGCAAAAUUUAGCAGUGUUAACGUCAUGCCAGAUUAAAGGCAUCAAUUAAUCAUUAAUGAUUUUCCGAUUCUGUAGAUCUAAAUGCCACAAGAACUUCAAGAUGAAGAGGAAUCCCCGUAAAGUGAAAUGGACCAAGGCCUAUAGGCGUUUGCAUGGAAAGGACAUGACACAGGAUUCAACAUUUGAGUUUGAGAGAAAGCGUAAUAGGCCAGAGAGAUAUGAUAGAAACAUUGCAGAGAAUACUCUUAAGGCCAUUAAAAAGAUUGAUAAAAUCAGAUCAGACAGGGCAUACGACCACAUCAAAAACAGGCUUAAGACAGGCAAAAUCCAAAGGCAGAAACAAGCAAGAAAACAAUUGGAGCAGGACAUCCACUUGGUCAAAGCUCCGCUUGCUCUUGCGCAAGACUCAUCUCUUCACCUUCCAAAAAUCACAGUCAAUGUCUCCCAAACAUGGACGGAAGAGAAUCAGCCCAUGGAAGAGUGAAUUUGGUUGUGUUCUUCCUCCGCUUGCUAUUUGUCCAUCAGAACGUUGUGCUUGCAACUCCUCACUAUAAGUAUUAAAGAGUUUUCUGUUGUGUGGAAGCAAACAUUUUCCAGAAUUUUGAAUAGCAUAUUUAAAUGUUAUUGUUCUCUCUUUUUCUCUCUCGUCCAGUUUCUAAUAAUAGAAACACAUUAACAGUAAAUUGUUAUGUUUGUUUUACCCUUUUAAAUGUGGUGUUACAUGCUUCCAACUAAAUAUUUGACCUUUGUAGUAUGAAUGUAUGACUUGGAUAUCUGGACUUCUGUCUUUCUCCAAUGCAAGUGUUUAUCUGG
Durio zibethinus is the source of this 965-nucleotide messenger RNA. Lineage: Eukaryota; Viridiplantae; Streptophyta; Magnoliopsida; Malvales; Malvaceae. The record is from RefSeq and is a predicted model, not a curated record.